AUGGAGCUCCUUCAGUCCGCUCAGUUCGCCAACCAUGUGCGGAAACUCAUGGACCACCACUCAGUGACGGGACUUGCCAUUUCUUUGGUGCAGGACCAAGAAUUAAUCUCGCUAGCUGUUGGCAAGGCCUCUCUGGAGCCAUCUACAGCUUUCACGCCAGAUUCGCUCAUCCGUGUUGGUUCUCUUUCAAAAUGCCUUACUGCGGCCGCCGUCGCACUGCUUGUUCACGACAACGAGAGGUACCCUGAUGUGCAAUACGAGACGCCCAUUGCAAGUCUUCUUCCCGGCGAUUUUGUUAUGCCUGGGGCGGAUCACGACGACGUCACUUUGGAAGACAUAUUGAAUCACCAGACAGGCAUGCCCACCCAUGAGCUUGCGCUCUUCGGCCCCAACGCGAAGCAUCCAGACAAUGCUUGCUCCAUUACGAGGAAUUUGCGUAACCUCGCCCCAGUGGCUCCUAAUCGAACAGAAUUUAUAUAUUGCAACAUGAUGUACACCGUGGCUACUCAUGUCAUCGAGCAGCAAACGAAAACUAAAUUUGGGGAUUUUCUUGAAGCCCACCUCUUGCGGCCGUUGCAAAUGAACUCAACGGCACUUUUUAAAAGCCGUGUAGAAGCCAACGGGCUACUUGGACGGGUCGCCACCGGAUAUCUGCGAUGCAAAAAGACAAAAAGUUUCAAUGAAGCUGUACAUCGCGAAAGUCCCGAGUCACAAGGCGCCUCUGAGAUACACUCCAGUGCCUCUGACUAUGCCAAGUGGAUCAAGGCAUUGAUAAACCGCGAAAGUCCCAUCACGGACGAGAUUUACGAGAGUCUCACAAAGAGGCGUGUAGAACAAGACCGCCUAACUGAAGAACCGUUACACGAGGCCCAAUUAAUACACUACACAUUUGGUUGGGACGUUGCCAAAUACGAAGAUUACACCAUUCUGUCUCACGAAGGGGGCGACAUAGGCUAUCACUGUAUUCAGUUUUUCAUGCCGGAGCUCAAAUUCGGAGGUGCCAUUUUUAGCAACUCAGACCACGCAAGCACAUUGAUGGGCCGACUCAAAUAUCGGUUGAUCGAUGAAAGGAUCCAUGGACCUUGUGCCGAGGACCCGACCAGCGAGGUCAAAGCGGAUGAUUUGCCUGGCGACAGUGUUUCCGAGGACUCUGAAGAUGAGUACUACCAAGAGCGUAUAGAAGACGUACGACAGGGUAUUUGCCCAGGAAUCACAGAUGUGCUACCACAGGAGCUACCGCUCAGUGUCUACACAGGACAGUACUGGAACCCUGGAUAUCGAAGCAUCCUGGUCGAAGAGGAUAACGGCUCCUUAGUAAUCAAUGCGCAAGACCGAUCUCUGAGAUUUACAGUCACUUUUAUACACGUGUGUGAUCAAACAAAAUAUGUUGCAAUUUUACAUCUUGGACCAGAUCCUGAUAUCAUCACUGAAGCCGAGUUUAUUCUUGCAGGAGGCACUGCGACCAAGGUCGGAAUCCAUCUGGAGGAGCGUUUGGAGGAGAAGAUAUGGUUUGAGCGUGUUUACCUGGAAGAAGAGCAAAGAUAG
This is a messenger RNA of Pochonia chlamydosporia 170, 1545 nucleotides long. RefSeq names its product beta-lactamase. The transcript has 2 exons. NCBI's taxonomy places the organism in Eukaryota, Fungi, Ascomycota, Sordariomycetes, Hypocreales, Clavicipitaceae. The record is from RefSeq and is a predicted model, not a curated record. The coding region runs from base 1 to 1545 and encodes 514 amino acids.